This is a messenger RNA of Physella acuta, 3470 nucleotides long. RefSeq names its product ethanolamine-phosphate phospho-lyase. The record is from RefSeq and is a predicted model, not a curated record. Gene Ontology annotation, molecular function: transaminase activity; pyridoxal phosphate binding. NCBI's taxonomy places the organism in Eukaryota, Metazoa, Mollusca, Gastropoda, Physidae. Gene Ontology annotation, cellular component: mitochondrion.
UGACAGGGACAGCUGUUUACGUUUCUAAACAGAUCAAAAUCUACUAUCUCGGGAAAGGCAUCAGCUCAGGGACAGUGCUAUUGAGAACUAAAUUAAUAUUGCAAUGGACGGAACCUUAACCAAGACUCAGUCGUUAGAGCUCCGCAAGAAAUACAUUGGGCCAUCAUGUACACUCUUUUUCAAAUCUGACCCAUUAAAAAUUGUGAGGGCAUCAGGACAAUACAUGUAUGAUGAGGAGAACAAUGAGUACCUUGACUGCAUCAACAAUGUUUGCCAUGUUGGCCACUGUCACCCAAAAGUGGUUGAAGCUGCCUCAGAACAGAUGAAAACCCUCAACACCAACUCACGUUUCCUGCACGACAAUAUGCUGGUGUUGGCGCAGAAGUUGGUCGCCACCAUGCCUGAAGGGCUGUGCAUGGUUUAUUUCGCUAACUCUGGGUCUGAAGCCAAUGAUUUAGCUAUUAGACUAGCCCGGCAUCACACUAAAGCAACUGAAAUCAUUUCUCUUGAUAGGGCGUAUCAUGGGCAUGUUGUAUCACUGAUAGACAUUAGCACAUACAAACUCAAUAAUAUGAAAGAUGGGGUUCACACUAAACCAGAUUUUGUUCAUAUUGCCGAAUGCCCAGACACGUACCGCGGCAAAUACCGCUCAUCUGAUCACACAGAGGAAGAGCUGAGCAAGCUGUAUGCCGCUAACGUAGACGACAUCAUCACCAACAUAACAAACAAGAAUAAAAAGGUCUGCUGUUUCAUAGCUGAGGCCAUGCAGAGCUGUGGUGGUCAGGUCAUUUACCCCAAAGAUUAUCUCAAAAAGGUUUCCAAGUCAGUGAAAGCCGCUGGUGGUGUGUGCAUUAUUGACGAGGUUCAGGUUGGUUUUGGCAGGGUUGGGACUCACAUGUGGUCGUUUAGUGCUCAAGAUAUGGUGCCUGAUAUUGUCACACUGGGAAAACCAAUGGGGAAUGGUCACCCCAUUUCUGCUGUUAUUACAACAAGAGAAAUUGCAGCAAGCUUUGAAGCCUGUGGUGUUGAAUACUUUAACACAUAUGGUGGCAACCCUGUAUCUUGUGCUGUUGGUUUAGCAGUUUUGGAUGUUAUUGAAAAAGAAAACCUGAUGGAAAAUGCCAGAAAAAUUGGUGCACUAAUGAGCACAAAGCUGAAUGCUCUUAAAUCUAAAUAUCCCCUUAUAGGAGAAGUAAGGGGUGUGGGAAUGUUUUGGGGUCUGGACUUGGUCAAAGAUAAUGUAUCCAGAAAGCCGGCCACAGAGGAAGCAGCUUAUGUUGUAAAAAGACUCAAAGAGGAGAGGAUUUUAUACAGCCGUGAUGGGCUUGAUGAGAAUGUCCUCAAGUUCAAACCACCCAUGUGUUUUAAUGAAAAAAAUGUGGAAACACUUAUAACAAAACUUGAUCUUAUCUUCCAGGAACUUGAAUCUCAAAAUAAAUAAUUAACUAGGUCACAGAUUAAUUCAAGUGUUGGAAUUUUAAAAAAAUGUUUUAUAUCAUGAAAUUGUGGAAGUUUUAAUAAAAGGUUAACAUACAAAGUAUUUAAAUAAUCAAAAUGUUUGCUAAUAUUCCUCAGUGCAAUGCUGAUUUAUACAAACUAUUUAAGUAUUUGCACUGACAGCCAUAUUUAAAGGUCACCAAGUUAAUACAAUUAAUUACAAUCAAUACAAUCUUAUGCUGUGUACCCUGUUAGCCUUGUUCCACCAGCUGCAGAUUAUAAUACUUAAAUUGUGUUUAUUUUUUUUUCUCAUACACGUUUUCACCUCAAUUUUGAAAUCUCAGGAGUUUAUAUAUAUCAAUAUAUAUCUGAUUGCAUUCAUCCUUGCAUUGGACUUUUUUGUAUCAUGUGAAAUGGAGUUCUGAUAUUUUAUUAAUUGACUGGGGACUUUGAUUAAAUUUUAACUCAUAAAAUUGCUUCCAGGAUGUUUGGUGUUUUGUAUGUCAUGUCACCAGGUUUUUAAUCACGAUAUUGAAAUGGUUUGCUAAAAAUAUUUGUGGUAUUCUAACUUGUACAACUCCUUUUAUAGAGCUGAGUUCUCAUUACAUUAGAUACUGUCUUUCUUUUUAACGGGCAUUGUCUUUUUUUCCUGUUUUUCCACUAAAAUAAUCAGAUUUGCUAAUCCCUUCAUGUUUUAGGAACUUUUGUUUAUUUUAAACAUAUAUGUAUUGGUUUUCUUGAAUUAAAUAUUUCACUGGUGGCUGAAAUAUUUAUUUAUUUGGUUGAUAAAUAUAUUAUCUUUCUCUAUUUCACAAAAAUCUCAGAGUUAAGUCACUCCCUUGAGUGGCGACAUAAAAAACUUGAAUAAAUUCAGCUGGUCUUUUAUAUGUCACUGUCCUAUGCUUGUUUACAUUGUUGAUCUGUAGUUGUGCUCCACUAAGGUUCUCAGUUUUUUCUCUAUUUAACUGCCUUGCCACUGUAAAUUCUUGAUGAUGUUCAUACAUUGCUUAUGAUUUAUGCUUGUAAAUUACAGCUAAAUGUUGAUGUGAAAAGUAUACUUUUUUUUUCUGAAGGUGUAUCUAUUCUCAGUGCUGUCGAAAUUGUUUAAUUUGGCUUGUGAGAUUUGCAGAGUUGAAAGUUUAUUUUCUGUCACUAUGCCAUCCAGGAUUUACUUUGAUGUUUAGUAACAUUUAAUUUGAUUUUAAAUAAACUAUAUGCUGAGUUCGUCCAAUCCAAAUAGCCUAACAUUUGUAUAAAGGCGUCUUUGUGAGAAGCUGUAUUGUCAGCACUCUUUUCAACCUUUGAUAUAAAGAACUCAGCAUAACAGUGUUGACUUAGGAAAAUCCAGCAAAUAUACUUUGACCAUUUUAUAAAUACGAAAGAAAAGUGAACAUUUAAUUUGCAACCAGCUUAAUCAUCAGAUAUAUAUUUUUCUCAUUCUUGUUUCUCUACUAGUCAGGACUUUUUAUGCCUUUUGGUUUUCUACAACUGUCUGUUCUAGUAUAUUUUGACAAUGUUGAUAUUUUUUGUCACAAUGCCUACCAUAUUUAUUCAAUAGUAAAGUUAUUAUUCUCAAAUAAUCCUAGUAGCAGUGAUUGUGUACAUUUUUUAUUAUUAUUAUUAAUGACUCACUUGAAAAUUGUGCCAUUUUAAUUAAUACUGACAUGUUUUAAAUUUUUCUUUAAACUUAUGGUGAAAUCCAGAGCUGUAUAAUUGUAUAUAUUAUACUUGUAUUUUAAUAGACAAUCUGUUGCUGUUUGAUGACAGUGUACCCCGGUUUACAUUUUUAAAAACUUAUUUUUUAAGUUCUAUAUCAAACUUUUUUUUCUAUUAAAAUUAAGUUAUAUAAUUUUUUUUUAAAGCACACUUGUUUCUAUAGUAACCUCCCCUUGUUACAGCAGUCUCUUAUCACAAAAUAUAACAAUGUAUUAUCUUUUGUAUUCAUUUAAAAUGUUGCAGCUAAAUAUUUGAAGUGUUAAUGUAUUUGAUAUGAUAAAGCUGCCUUAAUGUUAGUAGAAAAUAUAAUAAAAAUC